GACUUCUCCCGGGCCGAGGUCGGUGCUGCGGCCGCGGGGAGGGCGGGAGCCGAAGUUGUGGGGUGCUGCCUGGGCCUGACCUCCUGUGGGGUAUCGUGUGCGGGAGCCGUGCCCCACCCUGGGCGAGGGGACUCGCACCCGCUGCCUUUUGUCGCCCUGUCCGGGGCGUGAGCCCCCGCUACGAGGGGUGCUGCCCAGGGGUCUCGGCGGCGGGAAGUGAAGCCCCGUCCGUCCUCCUGGCAGCGGUGAUCCCUGUGUACUUGAGCCAGAAUUAUGGGAUUGUUUGACAAGCUAGCGGGAUGGCUUGGGCUGAAGAAAAAGGAAGUUCACGUUUUGUGCCUUGGCUUGGACAAUAGCGGCAAAACAACUAUCAUAAAUAAACUUAAACCUUCAAAUGCUCAGACUCAGGACAUCGUUCCAACAAUAGGAUUCAGUAUAGAGAAAUUCAAGACAUCAAGUUUGUCUUUUACAGUGUUUGAUAUGUCAGGUCAAGGGAGAUACAGAAACCUCUGGGAACAUUACUACAAAGAAGGCCAAGCCAUUAUUUUUGUUAUUGAUAGCAGUGACAAAUUAAGAAUGGUUGUGGCCAAAGAAGAACUUAACACUCUUCUGAAUCAUCCAGAUGUUAAGCACCGUCGACUGCCCAUUCUCUUCUUUGCUAACAAGAUGGACCUCAGGGAUGCAAUAUCAUCUGUGAAAGUAUCUCAGUUAUUGUCAUUAGAAAACAUCAAAGACAAGCCCUGGCAUAUCUGUGCCAGUGAUGCUCUUAAAGGAGAAGGAUUACAAGAAGGUGUGGAUUGGCUCCAAGAUCAGAUCCAAGCAACGAAGACAUGAGAGAUAAAUAAAAGAUGGAUGGCAUUCUUUUACAAACUUUGUCAGUAGGUGUAUGAGCUCCUUGGAAAGAAAGAAUGAUUUAAAGAAAAGGAAUGGUUCAGCUAAAAUACACCGUGUUGAUUCACGUCCUUUUAGUAUCUCUUCCAAGAAAACUGAAUGUAGGCAACAUAGCACUUCAGGUAUGCACACUGAUGAAUUAAAUGGAAUCUUAUGACCGGAGAGCAUAUUUUUUAAAAAAAAAUUUGUGUUAACAAUAAACAUCUGCAUUCGUUUGAGUUUUAGGAUGUAAUUAACCAUCAGGAAAUGCCUUCUGUUUUGGGGGGGACACCUUUUGACCAAAUGGGAAUAUUUAUUUUCCUAAGAAGGAAUAAUCAGCACUUCCUGAAAUACAGCUGCAUGAGAUACCUCCUGAUUUUAGGUGCCCAUUUUUUAGGUAUUCCUGCAAUUUUUUAAUUGUAAAUUUUGAUGUUGGGAUUUUAGUAGCCAUCUACAACAGGCUACUGCAAGAACAUUUUGACUUCAGUGUAUUCAGUGUAUUUGUUACAGAUGAUUGCAGAUGUUUUUAAGGAACUGCUUUUAAUGAAAUGUUGUUAAUUGGUUUUGUGAUAUGUCAUGGUUAUAUUUGCAUUCCCAUCAAUAAAACUUCAAAUACACAACAUGCCAUGGUUUGGGCUUUUUAACUUAAAUAUGUUCAUUGAUGGUCUGUACAUGUUAGAGAUUUUUGUUUUCCUGUUAGUUUCAUUUGGAAUUUGUCCAUUUUCCAAUGGAAAUAGCACUGUAUACUGUAAUAAAAUGGUAUCUCUUUUGCCA
Molecule: messenger RNA, 1644 nt
Organism: Columba livia (rock pigeon)
Lineage: Eukaryota; Metazoa; Chordata; Aves; Columbiformes; Columbidae
Gene: ARL6
Product: ADP ribosylation factor like GTPase 6
Exons: 8
Coding region: 274-834 (186 amino acids)
Biological process (GO): protein localization to cilium; cilium assembly; intracellular protein transport
Cellular component (GO): axoneme; cytoplasm
Molecular function (GO): GTP binding; GTPase activity
Source: RefSeq, a predicted model, not a curated record